Molecule: messenger RNA, 1296 nt
Organism: Brassicogethes aeneus
Lineage: Eukaryota; Metazoa; Arthropoda; Insecta; Coleoptera; Nitidulidae
Source: the annotation of a GenBank genome assembly
UUGUCACAAUUUUACUGCAUUGUGCACAGAGAAAAUUCUGGAAAAAGUCUAUUAUUUUGCAGCGGCACUGCAGCAGUGAAUGUCAGAAUAUAUAACACCCUUUGGGCGAAUCGUUGACGUGGGUUUUUGUGGUGUUUUUCGUUGAAAAUAAGCGAGAAGUCUAUGCUUCAGCGUAGAUUAUAAACAAUAAUUCAUACCUCAAGGCCCGGUGUUUCUACGCAGUUUUAUAAUCUGUGUUUCUACGUUUGUAUUAUUUUUCUUGUGGGUUAAAACCUUAGAAUAAGAUGGCCGACGUUGAUGAACUCACCGCCGCAGAGUUGCAUACGAAACUCAUCAAGGAACAAAUGGAGGAACUAAAGCAAAAAGAACAAGAAGCCGAAAUGUUGCAGCAAAUCGAAGACGACCACUUCAAGAAGAAGAAGAUCGUGGUGGAGAUACUAGAGUGGCAUUUGCAGGAGGAGAGCCGCCGACUGGCGAGGGAGUGCGCCCUCUACAACAUCCGAGAACACAAACCUAAACUAAAACAGAAGGCCAUGGAUAUCCAGGAGAAUCUGGCGAUGGAGAACGAGAUUCUUCUAAAGCUGGAGAACCUAGAGCUGCACAGGGUCAUACACGACGCCAUGAACCGCCAGCGGGUCAAGGAGAGCUUUGAAAAGUACGCCAACCUGGUCAAAAUGCAACAGGAGCUGGAGAAGGAUAGAGAGGAGGAAUUGGACUUGGUUUUCGAUUCGGAGGCGGAGCUCAUUUUCGAGAGGCAAUCCGAGGUGUGGAUGAGCGAGGAAAAAGAUCGUCAAAAGUUACUAAAAGAAGUGCUGGCAACCAUCAAACAACAAAUCGAGUAUAACCUCGAAAAAAAUAGAGAAAGACAAGGGGAACUUGAAAGAGAAAAAGAAGAGCACGAGAAAAACAUACGGGAGUACAAUGAGGAGUUGGAAAAGCUCAGCAGAGAUGAAGAAAAUAACCCAAGCAGACAAUUCCAGGAGGAAAAUAUAAAAUUAAAGGAAUUGGGUAAUCAGUUGGUUUUAAGUACACAGAAAAAACAUUUUGAUGAAGCUUCCACAAUGGAAACACAUCGUUUUUAUUGAUCCGUAAUUUAAUUAUUAAUUUAUACUUUAAUAAAUAUACUGUUAUAUUAAUAAAGAAAAUAUUUAAAAAAAAAAAUCUUAAAAAAAUAUUAGGUAAGCUUAUUAAUCUAUAGUAGGUAUAUAUAGUAUAUAGUUUAAACCUAAAUAACCCAAAUUUUUUGUAAUAUUAUUUAUAAAAAACAUUUUGUUGAAGCUUCCACAAUGGAAACAC